Messenger RNA from Carassius gibelio (silver crucian carp), 1481 nucleotides. RefSeq names its product zona pellucida sperm-binding protein 3-like. Bases 54 to 1466 code for a protein of 470 amino acids. Gene Ontology annotation, molecular function: acrosin binding. The transcript has 8 exons. Gene Ontology annotation, cellular component: extracellular matrix. Gene Ontology annotation, biological process: binding of sperm to zona pellucida; egg coat formation; positive regulation of acrosome reaction. The record is from RefSeq and is a predicted model, not a curated record. NCBI's taxonomy places the organism in Eukaryota, Metazoa, Chordata, Actinopteri, Cypriniformes, Cyprinidae.
AUAGCAAAGCCAACACUGAUGUGUAUUGUAGCAUUGUGCCAAAGUUUGUUAGGAUGGGGUUCUUGCAAGGUGUGUUAGUGUUGGUUGUGAUUGUGGCUUUUGAUCUGAAGAGUGCAUUGGGAAGUUUGAAACACCGUCAAAGUCCAAGCAGCAGAAAGCCGCAAUCAGCUCCAGCUUCCAGAGUUCCUGAUCUUUCUUCUCAAGGGUUCUUGAAUCCUUCCCAAAAGGCUUCUCAGCUUCCCAGUCUUGACUACAGAAAAUUUGCGCAAGACCCUCUUGGUCUUCAGGAGAAGCAGCUGUUGCAGGGUCCAGUCAAGCCUUUGGACUGGAAGUUUCCCGUCGUUCCAGAGGUGCAACGUGAGUUGGCGGUGAACUUCCAGUUGAGGAAACCUGUGACUCCCAGUAGUGUGGCUGUUCAAUGCAGUGAGGACCGGGUUCAUGUGGAGGUAAAGAAGGAUAUGUUCAGCAAUGGUCAACUGAUCCAGCCAUCUGGUUUGUCUAUGGGAGGCUGUCCUGUUGUUGGUGAGGAUUCUGCCUCUGGGGUGCUCAUCCUCGAAUAUGCACUACAGGACUGCAAUAGUGUACUGAUGAUGACUGCGGAUGAGCUAGUCUACACCUUUGCUCUUACCUACACCCCUGUGGCAUUUGCUGGCACACCGAUUACCCGUACUGAGGGUGCAGUUGUUGGCGUUCAAUGCCACUAUCAAAGGCUCCAUAAUGUGAGCAGUAAUGCUUUGAGGCCAACUUGGGUUCCUUAUGCUUCAACGGAGGUUGCUGAAGAUGUCUUGGUGUUCUCCAUGAACCUCAUGAUGGAUGACUGGGCCAAUCAGAGGCCUUCAAAUGUGUACUACUUGGGUGACAUUAUUAAUCUUGAGGCAUCUGUGAAGGUGUACAACCACGUCCCCCUGCGUGUGUUUGUGGACCGCUGUGUGGCCACCCAAGUACCUGAUGUGACUUCUGUUCCGAGAUAUUCCCUCAUUGAGAAUCAUGGGUGCCUUGUGGAUGCCAAGGCUACAGCUUCAAGCUCCCGCUUCUUGCCUCGGACCCAGGAAGAUAAGAUCCGGUUCCAGCUGGAGGCUUUCAUGUUCCAGGGAGGAUCCAGUCCUUCUAUCUACAUAACUUGUACUGUGAAGGCCACUCUUGCUUCUGCACCCAGUGACGCUCUCCACAAAUCCUGUUCCUUUUCCAAUGGGUGGCUUGCUGCUGAUGGGAACCACCAGGUUUGUGCUUGCUGUGACUCAACUUGUGGCCCUGAAGGGGGACGUGAUGCUCCUAUUGGGGGUAGGUGUUCAGUGGGAAGGCAAGGCCUCCCUCGGUCCUGUAAUGGUUCAAGGGCGACAGAAGUCUUUAGGUGGACUUUAACAAAUGGGGACAACCCUAUUGCUUCCAAUAAACCGAAAACAGUGUUCUUGCUUCUGCUCUUCUUGUCUAGUUUAAAAACCCUGGGUUUGUGCUCUAAAGAUUAGAUUCCUCUCAUUGCU